GGUGGAGGAACAUUAGGGGAAAACUACCACAAAAGCAGGAAAAGUCAGAUGCAUUAAGUGGCUGCGUUUUGAACAAAAGUAUGGUCACCGCAGGAUGCACUGCUCUCUUGAAUAACAAGAUGACAGCAUGAGGCAUAAAGUCAGCCCAGAGAGGCCUUCUAGUGUGGCGCGGUUCAAGCCCUACUGGAGGGCUUAAGGAGAGGCACAUGAUGCCCCAACCCGUGAUUUGACUGGGAACUCAGGCCAGGCUUAAUGAAUGAAUUUCCUUUCCCUUUUCUCCUGACAACUGCCUUGGACACAGACCCGCAUAAUGGCAUCUCCCCGACUGGAGACGUUUUGUUGUCCAAAUCGAGAUGCUACGACGGAAUUUGUUAUCUCUUUCCAGCCUCUCUUUUUUGGGGCAAUUUGCAUAGGCAGUGCGGCAUUCAGUGUAGUAUUAGCUAUCAUACAAAUUUUACCAAAGCGGAGAGGAUACAGGCGGCUUGGACAAUACCCACUUCCAAAACCCGCCUCUUCGUCAAGGAUAUUACUCAUCAUCAGUAUAUGUGACAUUUUAGGGAGCGCAGGUAUUAUUUUGAGGUCGUGUAUCUGGCUGGGUCUGCCAGACUUCGUCGGCCAAAUCUCCCUGGUUAAAAACAAUAAUGUGUGGCCUGAGGUCUUCUGCGUGGGCAGUGCGAUGUGGAUCCAGUUGUUCUUCAGUGCAUCCUUUUGGUGGACCUUCUGCUACGCUGUGGAUGUCUUCUUGGUAGUCAAGAGGUCUGCAGGUAUCAGCACCAUAGUGUUGUAUCACAUGAUCACGUGGGGUCUGGCCGUGUUGCUGUGUGUGGAGGGUGUGGCCAUGCUGUAUUAUCCAUCCAUCUCCAGCUGUGAGAAUGGCCUGCAGCAUGCUGUGCCACACUACAUCACCACGUACGCUCCCAUGCUACUGGUGCUCAUCGUCAAUCCCAUCCUCUUCUCCCGCACCGUGGCCGCUGUCACGUCCCUGCUGAAGGGCCGACAAGGGAUCUACACAGAGAACGAGAGGCGCCUGGGAACCGAGAUCAAAAUACGAUUCUUCAAGAUCAUGCUGGUGUUCUGCAUUUGCUGGUUGCCUAAUCUAGUCAACGAGAGCUUGCUGUUCUAUCUGGAGAUGCAGGAUGAUAUCAAAGCCAGUAACCUGAAAAACAUCCGAAAUGCUGUGCUCAUCACAUGGUUCAUCAUGGCGAUUCUUAACCCCAUGCAAGGCUUCCUCAACACGCUGGCCUUCCACGGCUGGACGGGCUUCGACGUGGACCUGAGCCUGCAGCACCGGCGGGACAUGACCUGGGACUCGGGCUCCACGUCCGUGCCCACCACAGGGGGCUACAGCAACGGCGUCAUGGGCUCUACCCUCUUCUACCAGGGCCACGUGCAGGAGGCCAAGAAGAACAUGGCAGCCAACGGCGGCCAGCACCACCACCCGCCGCCGUCCGAUGGAAUCAGCGUCCUCUCAGAAGGUUCAGAGUCUAGUACUAUUGAAAUCCACAUUUCCAGUGAGCUGCAAGGCUAUGAGGAUGUAGACGCUGAUGGCGAGUCUCUGGACAGUCCGGCAAAGCACCACUAGAUGUGGAAAAGAGAGAUAUCCUCCUACCGCGCUCCUGUACUUCACAAUCUGGUGCGUCACUGGGAAAGGACUAGUAGCUGCAGACAAGGAUGAGAGUCAACGGAGCAUCUUCAGAUGUGGAGACUUUACUGUUUUAUUGGGCAAGUGCCGCUGCCACUGCCACGACUAAUGUUUCAACGUUGUCACAGUAAAAUCGCCACACCUGAAGAUGCUCAGUUGACUCCUCCUUGUCUGCACUACUAGAUGGGGCUCAGAACAAGAACCUCAUACCAGUCUGUAUGGUCUUUCGAUAUGCAUGACUUUGUCCUUAGCGGCUGCAUAUUUUAACUCCUCCUAAAGUACCUAAAGGACUAAUGCUGUUUUUGUGAAGUGCAUACCACUUCCAUCUUUUGAAUUUCUGGCAGAGGAUUUUGAGGAUUACCACAGUCCCAAAACAGGAGUGCUGUAUGAUCUGAUGUGUUACGAGACCUUAACUUAUGCGUAACCUCAUGGGACUGCAUACAAUUUCUUCCAUUACAUGACUGCUCAUAUACAGUAAGAGGAUAUAUGGGCAAAUUUAACCCAUCAAUGUGUAAUAAAAGGUGGCAGUAGAAUUGUUAAACCCCUGUUAGGGCAGCUAAUUUGACAGAUGUUACCCAACAACCCUUUUAUAUUGUGA
Molecule: messenger RNA, 2240 nt
Organism: Engraulis encrasicolus (European anchovy)
Lineage: Eukaryota; Metazoa; Chordata; Actinopteri; Clupeiformes; Engraulidae
Gene: gpr143
Product: G protein-coupled receptor 143
Exons: 10
Coding region: 311-1582 (423 amino acids)
Biological process (GO): G protein-coupled receptor signaling pathway; cell surface receptor signaling pathway; melanosome organization
Cellular component (GO): plasma membrane; melanosome membrane
Molecular function (GO): L-tyrosine binding; dopamine binding; L-DOPA receptor activity
Source: RefSeq, a predicted model, not a curated record